Messenger RNA from Closterium sp. NIES-65, 5151 nucleotides. The record is from the annotation of a GenBank genome assembly. Lineage: Eukaryota; Viridiplantae; Streptophyta; Zygnematophyceae; Desmidiales; Closteriaceae.
AUGGCCGGCAGUGGGGAGCACGGUGGCGGCAACCCGCGCAAUCCCGCGGGCAGGGGAGAGCCAGCGGAACAGAGGCGGGCGGAAAACGGCUGCCACGCGGACGGGGAGUGCGCGCUUGGCGAGAGGGGGGAGGCAGCGGGGGCGACGGUCCAAGCGGGCAGCGCGCAUGCCGAUCGGCAGCGCGGAGAGGAGCCGGCGGCAGCAAGCAGCGAUGCGGCAAACGGGUGGCUUGUGCUUGACGGCGAGCGGAAAGCGGCAGGGUCGAGCGGGGUCGCGGAGGCGGGUCGGCAUCGCAGCAGCAGCCUUGGCGAUUCCCCGCAGCAGGUAGACGACGAGUACGCGGAGCCGUAUCAGUUCGCGCAGUCGCUCGUGUCGCUGUCGCACAACCCCGACUCGCCCGUCAUCAGCAACUGCGCCACGUGCGGCCGCCACGGACCGCCUGGCUCGUGCGCAUGUGCGCCGCUGACUCCGCUUCGACAGCGCGGCGCAGCAGCGGCGGGAUCGGGCGGACGUGACUAUAGCGACGUGCCGCAAUUGAAGUCACGGGGUACCGCGGACGUGCAAGUGGCGCAGAGUGCGCGCAUACGGGUGACAACUGCGGUGGCAGCAGGGGGCGAGGCGGUACAGGAGAGAGGCGAGAAGCGCAUGGCGCAACAGCAGCAGCAGCAGCAGCGCGCGCUGAGAUUCGCGUCCAGCGUGGACGUGCGGAGGAUCGCCGCGGCGGGCGGCAGCAGCGACAAGCUGGCGAACGGCGCGCGCGCGGAGGGCGGGGAGAGUAGGGCGCAGCAGCAGGUGGCGCAGAAGGCGUGGGCGGAGGGGUUCGACGCGAUCGAGCGCGGGCUGGUGGCGGCGGUGAAGGGGUUCGCCAUCGGCGCGGGGCUGCGCGGCGGACUGUCGCUCUUCAGCCUGCUGGGGCGACUCAGACGCCGGCGCGCGCGCAUUGCCUCAGGCGACAAGGACGCAGCAGCGGCGGCGGGCGUGUGGGAGGGCGUGGUGGGAGUGGUGCGCGAGGGCGUGCGGUACGGCAUGUUCGUGGGCACGUUCGCCGGCUCCUACUGCGUGCUGGACGAGGGCAUUGCGGCCGUGGGCGGACACGACAAGGGGUUUCGGUUGGGGGGGAAGAAUGUGCUGGACGAGGGCAUUGAGGCCGUGGGCGGACAGGAGAAGUACUUACAUGGAGCGCAUGCGUGCAUGCACGCACUCCUUGCCCUACAUCCAUCACAUCAACCGCGACACACUAUCACUCCCGUUCACUCCAUACUCUCCGUCCCAUAUGCCCUUGCCUUGCCUCAUCGUGUCACUCCACAUGGCCCCCCUCCCCUUCGCCUCUCCAUUCCACCCCUGCUUUCUCCCCGCUCGCCCGCCCUCUCCCACACAAUCGCCCUGCCCGCGCACACCUGCCUGAGCAGAACGCGCAGGUGGCGGGCGCUGCUGGCAGGGGCAGCAGCAGCGCCGUCGCUCCUGCUAGCGGGGCCCAACACGCGGCACACGAGUCUGGCGCUCUACGUGCUGCUGCGCGCCGUGGUGCUGGCGGUGCGGUGCGGCAUCAAGAGCCCCUCCUGGGGCUGGCUCUUCCGCCCGCUCACCUGGCGCCAUGGCGACACGCUGCUCAUGUGCAUCUCCGCCGCCCAGAUCCUGUCAGUCUCUCCCCUCUCUUCCCUCUGCCCGCCCUCCCCCCCGCCUCACGUCCCCCUGCCCUUUCUCCCCUGUCCGCCCGCUGACCUGGCGCCAUGGCGACACACUGCUCAUGUGCAUCUCCUCCGCUUAUCAGAUCCUGUCAGUCCCGCCACUCCCUCCCCCUCUGCCCUCAAUUCGUUCUGUCCUCACUUCCCCUGCUUUCUUUUUCCUCUGCCUUCCCUUCCCUCUACCCUCCGUCCCCCUCUGCCCUCCCUCCCCUCUACCCUCCCUCCCCUCUCCCCUCCCUCCCCUCUGCUCUCCCUCCCCUCUACCCUCCCUCCCCUCGCCUUCCCCCCCCUCCGCCUUCCCUCCCCUCCGCCUUCCCUCCCCUCCGCCCUCCCUCCCCUCUGCCCUCCCUCCCCUCUACCCUCCCUCCCCUCUACCCUCCCUCCCCUCUACCCUCCCUCCCCUCUGCCCUCCCUCCCCUCUACCCUCCCUCCCCUCUGCCCUCCCUCCUCUCUGCCCUCCCUCCCCUCUGCCCUCCCUCCCCUCUACCCUCCCUCCCCUCUACCCUCCCUCACCCUCUACCCUCCCUCCCCCUCUACCCUCCCUCCCCCUCUGCCCUCCCUCCCCUCUACCCUCCCUCCCCUCUACCCUCCCUCCCCUCUACCCUCCCUCCCCUCUGCCCUCCCUCCCCUCUACCCUCCCUCCCCUCUGCCCUCCCUCCCCUCUACCCUCCCUCACCCUCUACCCUCCCUCCCCCUCUACCCUCCCUCCCCCUCUGCCCUCCCUCCCCUCUACCCUCCCUCACCCUCUACCCUCCCUCCCCUCUGCCCUCCCUCCCCUCUACCUUCCCGCUCCCUCUACCCUCCCUCUCCCUCUGUCGUCUCUGCUGCUCUGUCCAGCCACACAGCCUGCCGGCCCGCCCCCCCACCCUCUCCCACUCCCUUCGUCCCAUGCAACCCCUCUCCCCCGUCUCCUCCGUCUCCCCCCUAUCUCCCCUCUCCCCAUUGUCCCCCGUCUCCCCGGUCUCCCCCGUCUCCCCCGUCGUCCCCACCUCCCCUCCCCGUGCGUUCCACUCCCCCCAGCUCCGAGUGGAUGCUGGAGCCGCAUAGCCUACCAGCCAGCCUUCCCACCCUCUCCCUCUCCCUCUCCCUCUCCCUCUCCCUUUGUCUCAUGCUACCCCUCUCGCCCCCCAGCUCCGCGUGGAUGCUGGAGCCACACAGCCUGCCAGCAACAUACGUGUCCUUCCUGAACAAGCACGGCGGCAAGCCGCCCUGCGUGUACCAGGCCAUGAGCCAGAUGGCUCUGCACGGACGCGUCACCCCUGCCUGCAGUGCGGACCUGGAUAAGAUGCUUGCGCGCAGGGGGGGGAAGGGGUGGAGGAGCGGGGGGAAGGGGGGGAUGAAGCUGCCAUGGACACGUGUUGUGCCGAUGCAUGAAGCUUCCAUUCCCUGCGAUGUGAGUCACAUGCAUGCCAUGCUUGCCCUGCAUGCCCUGCCCACCAUGCCCACCUUGCCCACUGUGCCCGCCAUACCCUCCAUGCAUACUAUGCCCGCCAUGCCCACAUUCAGUCCCCACACUUCUUUCCUGCACCCGGGCGGGUGGUGCGGGUGGCACUUCCUCUCCUUCCUGCCAGCAGCGUACAUGAGGGCUGUGCCCGUCUAUGUGCCAGUCUACCUCGUCUCUGCACUGCUCGUGCACCGCUCCUCCCUCCUUCGCCAGCCUCUGUCCAUAGCACUGCGCACGGCUCUGGGAGCAGCGCGCUCCUCGCUCUUCCUUUCCACCUACUGCGGCGCUGCCUGGUGCUGCUCCCCCUCCUCUCCUUCCCCUCCGCCCCCCUUCCCCCCCUUCCCCUCAGCCCUCCUUUCCCCAGUUCCCCUCCGCCCCCCUUCCCCCCCUUCCCUCCUCCCCUCCUCCCCUCCUGCCCGUUUUUUUCCCUCUUGCCCGUUUUUUUCCCUCCUCCCCUCCUCCCCUCCUCCCCUCCUCCCCGCUGUUUUUACAAUCCUAACCACCUUGCUCCUCGUGCCUCCAUCUGGCCCCCCCACCCCUGCUCGUCUGCGCAUCCCUGCUUCCACGCACCACUCUCGUCUCCUGCUUCCCAUUGAAUUCUCUCUCCUCUGCUCCCGUCCACCCAUUCCUACGAGCCCUUUCACCCAUUCACCCUUUCACCCUUACGCACUUGCACGCGUUUGCCUAAAGCCCCUUCACAUGCCAUGCUUCCUGCUUCCUUUGCUCCUAUGUCCUGCCAUCACAUGCCGCCCAGUUCCCCCGAGACUGCUCUAUGCCAUUUAUUCACUGCCAUCUGUGCCGCCCAAUGCCUCUCAUGCCGCCCAAUGCUUCCCAUGCCGCCCAAUGCCUCCCAUGCCGCCCAAUGCCUCCCAUGCCGCCCAAUGCCUCCCAUGCCGCCCAAUGCCUCCCAUGCCGCCCAAUGCCUCCCAUGCCGCCCAAUGCCUCCCAUGCUGCCCAAUGCCUCCCAUGCCGCCCAAUGCCUCCCAUGCCGCCCAAUGCCUCCCAUGCCGCCCAAUGCCUCCCAUGGCACCCAUCCAUCCUCCCAGGUUCUGGACGUGCAACAUUCACCAGUUGGUUGGCAAGUGCACGCGGGCAACCAUGGCUGGUGGCGCGGUGAGUGUGCCAUGCAUUGAAGCGGGUGGGGAAGGGGGGACAGAGGAAGGGGGAGGGGAUAGUGCAACAUCAUGGAGCAUGUUGGAGUUUGGGUGCUUUGAGAAGGGGGGGGUAGUUGAGGUACUACUCGAGAAGAAGUCCCAUCACAUGGAGCUCGCACUCUACUGCUUCUUGCAUGCCGUCCCAUCUUCUUUCAUCUGCCUUGCCUCCCUCCCACCCCUCCCCUCCCUUACACCCCCCCCUUCACAGUUCCUGUGCGGGCUGGCAGUGCUGCUCGAGAAGAAGUCGCGACGCAUGGAGCUGGCGCUCUACUGCUUCUCGCGCGCCAUCGAGUCCUUCUUCAUCUGCCUCGCCUCCUGGGGCGUCCUCCCGCCCCUCUCCUCCCUCGCCCUCUUCCCCGCCCUCGCCAAGCGCUACCUCUCCGCCAAGCCUGCUGCGGGAGCACCUGCAGCUGCCAGAGGGGCGGGAGGUGCGGGAACAGGCAGCAGAGCAACAGCAGGAGGGUGCAGGGGGGGAGGGAUCGUGAAGGAGUCGCUAAGCGGAGUUCUCCCAGUGGCGGCAGCGGUGCUGCAGCCGCACGCUCUCCUAGACGUGGCGUUACUGGCAGCAGCAGCGGGGGUGAUCAUGCAGUGCUACCAGAGCGAGAGGGACGUGUUCCGCUCCAAGUACCUCAACGUACUGGACUGGAUCUUUGGAGUGCCCAAGGGGCAGAAGGCUGCCUCUGAGCUCUACCGCCGCCGCUCCCCUCAGGUGCACGCGCUGGAGCAUGCCAAGCCGCGCUCGCUGUCGCUCCCGGCCUUCUCCCUGCCCGCUUCUGCUGCUGAUGCUGCUGCUGGUGGUGUGGCUUCUGUUCAGCUCACUCCUUGCAAUGCGCAACUACAUGUGUUCCAGCUGUUGAGCUACCGGUAG